Messenger RNA from Phytophthora infestans T30-4, 1704 nucleotides. RefSeq names its product GPI mannosyltransferase 4, putative. Bases 1 to 1704 code for a protein of 567 amino acids. NCBI's taxonomy places the organism in Eukaryota, Oomycota, Peronosporomycetes, Peronosporales, Peronosporaceae. The record is from RefSeq and is a predicted model, not a curated record. Gene Ontology annotation, biological process: GPI anchor biosynthetic process. Gene Ontology annotation, molecular function: alpha-1,2-mannosyltransferase activity. Gene Ontology annotation, cellular component: endoplasmic reticulum membrane. The transcript is spliced from 3 exons.
AUGAAGCUGUAUGCUGCGCUGGCCGUGCUAAGAGUGGCAGGCAGCGUGCUAUUGCUGGGUAUGGUGCACCCGGACGAGUUCUUCCAGAGCCAGGAGGUCAUGGCGCGUCAUUUCUUACCCGAAGACUCGACUCUACGCCGCGAAUUGUUCAUACCCUGGGAAUUCCAGCUGCCUUCUCCCAACCGCUCCGUGCUGUUCCCUGCACUAGUCGCGGGACUGCCUUACAAGGUCCUGGAGCUACUUGGAGUCACGUUGACCGGCUGGCUGAUGCUGGUGACUCCUAGACUACUACUUUGUCUGCUGUCUUUUAUUAUCGAUGCAAUUUUGUAUCACGUCGUGGGGAAAUUAAGUCGCCACCAGAAAUUAGAGAUCCAGCGAGAGAAGCAGGAGAAAGCGCUGUUAUUAUUCGCCAGCUCGUGGCCGACGCUGGUGUUUCUAUGUCGACCGUUCUCCAACACGUUCGAGACGCUGAUCCUCGCGUUAUGCUUCGGCGUGUUAUAUCUCGUAAAUCCGCAUCGGCGUGUUUUCUGUGGAUUUCUCCACGUCCAAACAUUUUUUCUUGGCAGUUUGUUGGCGAUUGGAUUCUUCACGCGGUUCACGUUCCCAGUUUUCUUCUUCCCGCUGGGACUGGAGCUGGUACGUCAGCAAGACGCGCUGUUGGUUGUCGCAGCUCGGAAGAAAGACGUGACCUCGCUACCGUCUCAAAUGCGUCGCUUGGCAGCCACAAUUGCCGUCGCGAUGCAAGGAUUUCUUGCAUUCGUGGCGUGGUCGGCGUUGCUUAUUUUCGUGGAUACUUUUUAUUUUCGUCCGGACCUUUUUGAAGGCGAAUUGGACCGAAUUUUCUUUAAGAAAAUGGCUGAAAAUGCCGUGGUGGCGCCUCUGAACAAUCUACUAUACAACGCGCAAUAUGACAACUUGGAGCUACACGGCGUGCACCCUCGACUCACCCAUGUGACGGUCAAUCUGCCCAUGCUGUUUGGUCCAGUGUUUCUCGUGUUUUUGCUGAAAUUCUUGCGCUAUCCUGAUCGCUCGUUCUUCGGCAGUGCGUGUGUAUUUUUCCCGUCGCUUUGCUUGUCAUUAGCUCCUCACCAAGAGCCUAGGUUUCUACUACCUGCCAUUGUACCACUGCAUCUCUUCACCGCUGUACAUGGCAGAAUUGGGAUCGUCCGCUUCUUGACGAAAAACCGACUGGGGGUACUGCUAUGGAUUGUUUUUAACGCUGUUUUAACUCUGUUUUUCGGGGUUAUACACCAGGGAGGCGUCGUGCCGAUGCUGCUAUCUCUGUCUUCGAUCGCUUCGAAUUCAGUGGGGGAUAUCUCAACAACUUGGCUAAAUUCGUAUUGUAAUUUUGACGAGAUGGAUAGUCAUUCUAUGGAGAUGAUUAGUACGUUACCAUUGGUGUUUGCCAAGACGUACAUGCCGCCUCGCUUUCUACUGACUGGAAUGACUGUCAAGCCUUCGUUUCAAGUGGUGGAUGUAGCGGGAAGUACGGCAGAAAGUCUCUCAGUGAUAAAUUUCGAGACUGCGGAGCAUGCGGCAUUUUUGGUGCUACCAGCGAGUGUUGAGGUGAGAGACGUGGUGCCUUUAUCGACAACUUUUAGCGCAUCAAAGUUGGGACAUUGCGCUCCUCAUAUUUCAACUGAAGAUUUCUCACUUGAACAGUUCGCGCUGAAUUUAUACUUGAUUAAAGGAGAGGAUUUGUAA